Messenger RNA from Hydractinia symbiolongicarpus, 2948 nucleotides. Its product is annotated as ectonucleotide pyrophosphatase/phosphodiesterase family member 3-like. The record is from RefSeq and is a predicted model, not a curated record. NCBI's taxonomy places the organism in Eukaryota, Metazoa, Cnidaria, Hydrozoa, Anthoathecata, Hydractiniidae. The transcript has 28 exons. Gene Ontology annotation, molecular function: nucleic acid binding; hydrolase activity; metal ion binding. The coding region runs from base 327 to 2621 and encodes 764 amino acids.
UGCUAAACGUGAUCAUGGCUGUAGUAUACAGCCGAAAGCUUGUUAAAGAAUAAAAUAUGUCAAAAUCACACUUUUUUAAUUGUUUUUAUUAUGUUAAACCACAUAUUACAGGCGACGAAAAAAUUUACUUAUAAUUUCUUGUUUACUAAUGUAUGUUUUACAGACAAAAGCAAUCUGACAUUCUCGAUAGAGGCUUUUUUAAGUUAUAUAAACAUUCUAAAUGUUUAUUGAAAUAAUAUAAGUAUAUAUAGAAAGUUCAAUGCAUCCGUCAGUGAACGAUAUUAUGAACGAUUUCGAGAUUUUAUAUCACAAACUUGCAAUCAACCAUGGGUUACGACAGCCAUUACUCAAAAGAUGAAGUAAAAUUUACACCAUCGAAAAUAACAAACAAAAAGAAGUGCUGUAUUGGCAUUAUUCUGAUUACAGUGAUUGUGAUUAUUACUGUAAUAGUACUUGCAGUUGUGCUGUCAAAAUCUAAAGAUGAGUCUGGUACAGACCAAAUGGAUAAUGUGGUUCUACUAGUUUCACUUGAUGGUUUCCGUCAUGAUUAUCUCAGUCUUGGACUUACUCCAAACUUGAACAAAAUUGCUUCGUUGGGCGUUCGAGCUGAGUACUUGCGUCCUAUUUUCCCUACAAAUACAUUUCCCAAUCAUUAUUCCAUCGUUACGGGCUUGUAUCCUGAAUCUCAUGGUAUAGUUACAAAUACAUUCUUCGAUUCACAACUAAACGACACUUUCCGUAUUGGUGGUGCAACAUCAUUUGAAGGGAAAUGGUGGGGUGGAGAACCAAUAUGGCUGACUGCAAUGAAGCAAGGGUUAAAAGCAGCUUGUUUUUUUUGGGUUGGAUCUGAAGCACCAGUGCAAGGUAUUCGCCCAAAUUACUGGAGAAAGUUUAACAGCAAGGUUCAGUUUUCUACUCGAAUUAAUCAAGUGAUAGCAUGGUUAAAGAUGGAUUCUGACAAAAGACCUGGUGUGAUUACCUUGUACUUUGAACAACCGGACAAGAAAGGUCAUUCGACUGGUCCACUUUCAGCCGAAGUAAAAAAGACAAUCAAGUUGGUUGACGACACUGUUGGAGAAUUGUGGAGUAAGCUUGAAGAAAAUGAUUUCAUGAAAAAAGUGAAUGUGAUUAUUGUAUCAGAUCAUGGAAUGGCAAGCAUUAACUGCAAGGAUAUCGUCAACAUUGAUUUAUUAACUGAUUUGUCGAAUAUGACGGUAAAGGGCCUAGGUUCUUCAUCAAUGCUCUACGCGAAAACUCAAGAGGAUGGAGAGAAGGUAUAUCGUGAUUUAAAGUGUGCUGAUAACAGGUUAACAGCUUUGCACAAAGAUAUUCACACACCACGUCGAAUGCACUAUUCAAACAACAGACGCAUUGGAGAUCUCUUUUUAACGCCUGAUAAAGGAUGGCAAGUGUUAAGAAAUAAUACCUGUCGAUCAUGGAUGAAAGGCUAUCACGGCAUCGACAACAUUGAAAAGGAUAUGCAGGCCAUAUUUAUUGCCUCUGGUCCUGAUUUUAAAUCUAAUUACACGUUCGAGCAUAUUCAAAAUAUCGAGAUCUAUAAUUUGUUAACAGAUCUUCUUCACAUCAAACCAGCUCCUAACAAUGGUACUGCUGGCAGCUUGCGUCAUCUUUUGAAUCCUAAAUUUUUAAAGACUUUACUGCCUGUUGCAAGUAAACGUAUAACUGAACAGAAUUGUGGAUUUCCUGAUGAUCUUGAAGCGGCUUUGAAGGAAUGUAAAACAUGUGUUUGUCCUUACUGCAAUUUUAAUAUCUCAUCGAAUCUGACAUUGUUCCGAAAAAAUUUGAAUCUGACGCAGAAAGAAGUUAUCCGAUCUCAUAAUUUACACUUGCCGUGGGCGUUACCCGAAGGUCACCAAGUGCAGUGUAUUCUCACACAAAAGCAUUACGUCACGGGAUACAGUACCAAAUUGCACAUUCCACUCUGGGUUGGUUAUAAACUGACGAAAGAGCAACUACUAGUAAACAUUCCACGUAAAAAUUGCUUCCGUCGCGAUAUCAGACUUACCAGCGCACAGAGUUCAUUUUGCAAGUCGUACAGUCUUUCAGGUUACGAUCGAGGCCAUAUUGCUCCCUCAGGUGAUUUUAAUUUCGACGAAUUUGCAGCGCAAGAUACUUUUAUGUUAAGUAACAUAGCUCCACAACACAAAUACUUGAACAGAUAUGGUGCAUGGUCGUAUCUUGAAAAUCUAACUCGUGACUUAGCGAAGAAAUAUGGAAAUAUUUACGUCUUAUCCGGUUCAAUAUUUGAUAUGAACAAUGAUGGCCUUUAUGACGCUGAGUUGGACCAGAAACGGUGGCUUCACAAUACUACUGGCGAUGUUCCUAUACCAACCCAUUACUAUAAGAUUCUCGCCAAAUGCAACAACGCAUCGAAACCAGUAACAGAUUGCAACAAGGAAAUAGAUACACUAGCGUUUAUUGUUCCGCACAAUGAGGAGAAGAUGUGUUCACUUUGGUCUGUUUCUGAAUACACAAAGAAACAUGUGGCUACAAUUAGAGAUGUUGAGUUGAUCACUGGACUUACUUUCUUCGCCAAUUUAAAGGCUUCUGAGCAAGCAAGGUUAAAAGUAAAAUUGAACACAGACAUUUGGCUGCAUUGAUUUUUGAGCGAAGAAAUCACAUGAUACGCACACCAAAGCUUGAAUUUAUGGCUACUAAGUACAGAAGAGUAUGGCAGUCUUAAUCUCUAUGUACAAUACACUUACUGCGCACUGCAUUUAUUAACAUCAGAAAUAUUUCCGCCAUUAUAUUCAAAAGCAUAAUUUUGGACAUUUUUAUAUAGUGAAAGAAACCGUUAAUUUAAAAUACAUUUUUAUUGUAUUUUUAUUUUAUGUUAUGUUUUUUUUGUCGUACAUAUAUAAAUUUUUUGUUACCCAGCAUUUUAAGAAAAUGAUUUUGUGUAUAAUAAAUGAAAUACGAUUAGAAAA